Molecule: messenger RNA, 2596 nt
Organism: Jatropha curcas
Lineage: Eukaryota; Viridiplantae; Streptophyta; Magnoliopsida; Malpighiales; Euphorbiaceae
Product: DELLA protein RGL2
Source: RefSeq, a predicted model, not a curated record
AACAAGUCUGAGAUGUUGCACUUAAAGAAAACAUUGAACUGUUCAAAAUAUCACAAAGCACAAAGAUUAAAGAACACCAAUCAUGCAAAUAAAUAAAAAAAAAAAAAAAAGAAAGAAACUCAAUCAACUUGUAUAACAAAUAAAUCCUUGGCCAUCAUUAUCAAACCUUAAUUGCAGGCUUUUGUGUAGUGUACAAUUACAUUCGUUCAUCUAGUUCUAAUUGUAAUAUACUAUUAUCAGAUUACAGGUAAUCUUUCUUGUCUUUCAUUUUCUUUCUGUCAAUUGAUAGCUACUCUAUUAUUAUUGUAUUCUUUUUCAUUCUUACUAAGGUAUACUUAUUUUGUUCUUUCCAUUCUUGGCUAGAUUUUUUAGUAAACUUGUCAAAAAUCCGAUGAGUACAAUGCCAACCUACCUAGUACCAAUUGUUUCCGAAAUCUUUUUUCUCUACAAAGGAUUAUAAAUUUAUACACAAAUGAUAUUGAUGUUAUCAAAAUUUUUGGCUGUCUUCAUCAUAUCUACGUAUACCUCUCAAUAUCAAGUUGAAUGUAUCAUUUCAGCUCUACAAAUUUUUUCCUUGCAGAAUUAAAAGGUAAGCAUUGAUAGUGAGAAGGAAUUUAACUAGCUUAGUAGAAACCUUGCAGUCUGUGACCUAUGUUCCCAUUUCAGACAUCAAAUUAUGAUGAUUCGAACUAUUCUACAUUCCAAGAUAAGUUCAGUUUGACAAAUGUAAGUUUCUAUAGUCUUGAUGUAGAGAACAUAAAUACAAAGGGUUCUUUUUAUGGAGUUGAAGAACGGGGAGAGUCUGCAGGAGUUGAUACUAUUUCUUCUGUUAAUGGACUCUAUCAAGAUAAUAUAUGGAAACAAGAAUUACCCAUCCCCAAGUAUGAGCAGCAAGAACAGAAGCAACAGUCAUUUUCAGAUUAUGAGCAGUUUGAUGAUUUGAGAUUUCCAAUCCUGUCUUCCCAACUUCAGACAUGUAAUGGAAUUGAAGAAGUUGGACCUGAGAAGGAAAAAGCUUGUCCAUUUUCUUCACUUCAGCUGCUAAAAAGUCAUAGUAAUGGGUUCAAACAAUUUAGUAGUGGAAGAGUAAUCGAGCCAAGCAAUUAUACUCAUUAUUCAUCCAACAAGGCAGUAGAUGAAGGACUGUCCACUGAACAGAUCAUGCGAAUAGCUGGAUCAAGGUUUAUCCAAUCCGCUGGACAGGAAGUUGAUGUUGGUUUCUCAUUCAACCAUCCUUUUGAUUCUUUCUCCGGCCUUUCUGAUGAGGAUACAAAAAUGGUUGAACUUGCAAUAUCCCUUUUGGCUUCAGCAGAAAACAUUGGCAAUCAACAAUUUGAUCGCGCAGGCAGAUUGCUCAAACAAUGUGAUUUAUUUGCUUCUAAUAUUGGAAAUCCAGUACAGAGAGUAGUUUACUAUUUUGUUGAAGCUCUUCGAGAGCGAAUUGAUAAAGAAACAGGAAAAACCACAUUAAAAGGCUUAGGGAAGAAACAAUCAUUUGAUAUUGAUGAAGCAAUGAUGACUCCAAAUCUCGCAGUUAUGGCAAGUCAUCAGUUAAUGCCUUUUGGUCAGAUUGCUCAAUUUGCAGGAAUUCAAGCAAUUGAGGAAAAUGUUGGUAAUGCAAAAAGAAUCCACAUAAUUGAUCUUGCAAUUAGAAAUGGAAUUCAAUGGACAGUUUUAAUGCAAGCUUUGGUUUCUCGAGGCGAAUGUCCUCUCCAACUUCUCAAGAUAACUGCCAUUGCAACUACUUCAGCAUACUUCAUCAAGAAAACAGGUAAAAUGUUAACAAGUUUUGCAGAAACCAUGAACUUACCUUUUUCUUUUAAUAUAGUCGAGGUUUCAGACUUUUCAGCCAUUAAAGAAAACUUGUUAGAGGUGGAUAAAGAGGAAACUAUAGCUGUCUAUGCUGAAUUUAUGCCAAGAAGCCUAAUUGCAUUGCCAAAUAGGCUAGAUUCAGUCAUGAAAAUGAUCAGAAAUGUCAAUCCUUGUGUAAUGGUAUUUGCUGAGGUUGAAGCUAAUCAUAACUCACCAACUUUUGUGAAUCGUUUUAUCGAAGCCCUUUUCUUCUAUAGUGCAUAUUUUGAUUGCCUUGAUGCAUGUUUCGAAAGGGAUGAUCAAAAUAGGAUGAUUAUGGAAUCAAUGUAUUUUGGUAAAGGAAUAAGGAAUACUAUAGCAGCUGAAGGUGAAGAAAGAAUUAUUCGAAACGUAAAGCUCGAGGUUUGGAGGAUGUUCUUUGCUCGUUUUGGCAUGGAGGAGACUGAAUUGAGUUCAUCAUCUUUGUUCCAAGCAGAACUAGUAAUUAAGAAAUUUUCAUUUGGGGAUUCUUGCAUGCUUGAUAAAGAUGGGAAAAGUUUAGUUUUUGGAUGGAAGGGUACACCCCUUCAUUCUCUUUCUGCUUGGAAGUUCAGAUGAAUAGAAAGGACUUCAAGAGUUUGUAUUUUUUGAAUUCUUCUCAAGUUACCUUCUUAUAUCAGGUUUUGAUCGAUUGAAAAAAAAAACAACUUUGGUUUGUUAUUAUGGUGUACUAAUUGUUGUUAUUAUUACAUGUAGAGUUUUGAAUAUGCAUUUUUUGAUGAUGUAUGGGGCAUAUUAAUACUUA